Messenger RNA from Paramuricea clavata, 2022 nucleotides. The record is from the annotation of a GenBank genome assembly. NCBI's taxonomy places the organism in Eukaryota, Metazoa, Cnidaria, Anthozoa, Malacalcyonacea, Plexauridae.
AUGAAGAGAAGAAGACAAUCAGUGUCAACAUGUGUUGACUGCAAUAAAAGUUUCGAGUCACAAGAAACCUCGACACAACAUUUUAAUUCGCGCAAUCAUGUUCAACGGUUGUUGGCGAUAAAAAAUGCACAACUGAUGGACAUGGAAGAAGAAACGGAGAUUUUGGAAGAUGUUGGCACAAGAGUUGAGGCUGUCUAUGGGAUUUCAUCAGACGAGGAAAGUUUUUCAGACGAUGACAUGGGGGAGGUAUUUUUUAACUCCGAGGCGGAACAACUUAUUAGUGAUGAAAAUGCUGACAAAGACUUCUUCCCGUUUCCAAGUGAGACGUUUUUUCUGCUGUAUUGUUACGCGCACAGUAUCAUGAGACCGAAGGUAAGAACAGCAUUCUUCCACAAUACCAAUGGACCAUACUGACUAUACCGUAUUUACUCGUUUAAGCGCCCCUAACGAGCACAAUAUUAAGGAACCAUGCAAACUGUUAUUGUACCACCGGGCCGGAGCAAAUCAAGUUUUAACUUUUAAAAAAUGCAAGCCCUGCUUAAAGUGGCAUGAUAAAAAUCUCAAGCCUCGCUAUGAGCUUUACCAGGGCGUAGUAAAACAGUGUUUUACUACGUUAGUGUUUUACUACGCCCUGGCUUUACUAAAAAAAGUUGCUGCCCCGCUACCGUUAGUAAAAGAAGGUAGAUAUCAGGUAUACUGUACAUGGCAAUGUUUUUAUACAAAAUCAGAAGAGAUCGCUAAAAUAUGAAGGAGGUCUGACUAAAUACCCAGGGGAAAAAUAGGCCACCGGCUUUAGGGUUAGGGGUGGGGGGUUAGAGGCCAGGGAGUGGGGGUUAGGGGGUGGGGGUUUGAGGUCAGGGGGUUAGGGUUUGGAUUAACGUUUGGAUUAAUCAUAGACCCAUUACAAUCCAAUACUUUAUUGCAUACAAUGGCAUUACAACGCCAAUAGAUUAUUGGUUACAACGUCAGUACGGAACGGCUGACAAAGAGCCGUUUGGUCAUUUUAUUUGGUCAUUUUGGUGGCCGUUUUACUAUAUCCUGUAUCGGAAUCUGUUGUUAAGGGUUACUAAUAAAAGUGGAAUAUGGUAAAAUAAAAGUGUGUGCCCGAUUGUGCCCCACCUGAAACACAUAAAAAUUCUUUGUGCCGGCUUCUGUGCAGCUCAAAAAAAGUAUGUGCCCCGUCCCCUUUUGCUCCGGCCCCGUAUAAACAUAAAUUUUGCAUGGUCCCUAAAAACACCGUUACAGACGAGCAAGUUUUCUUUGGCAAGUUUUUUUGUGACAAAUUUAAUUGGCAUAUAAAUCAUUAUCUCACAGUCAAGAUCAGACUUGGAGUUUCUUUGGAUGAUGAUGGGUCGUUUUGGAGUGAAUCUUCCGACGCUUUCAUCCGUUUUGUCCUUUAAAGUGAAAGGCUUGGAAAACUGCAUCUCAUUAAGAAAGGUAAAUCGCAAUUAAUCCUAAAAUAUCUAAAAAAUUUCUAAUGAAAGCGAAUGUUAACUAAUACGAAUGUUAAAUGUGUUUAAUUUUUUACUUGUGAAAUUGUUUAUCUUUAUGCAGAGUUACGGAAAUGAGCACCCUUUUUAUUGGAUUCCGCCAUCAGACAUCAUCAAAUUACAACUGGCCACACCUUCAGUUUCAAAUAAAUUGGCCAGAUAUCCCGAAAAAACUGAUCGAUUCAUCAAAGAACUGUAUCAAGUACGCUUAAUACAAACAUUUUCUUGCUUGUUGUAGAAAUUUUGUCACUCCUGACGUACAAAAAACCUCCCUGUACGUUUUUAAUUCAAAAAAUAAAAAAAUCGGCAUAGUUAUCAUAUGACGACUUAAAGUUUUCCAUUAGAUUUCACAAAGUAUUCGUACAAAGUAAUGCACUUUAAUGCAUUUCAGGGAAGGAAGUGGUAUAUAGACGAGCAAUUUCAGACAACCUCUGCAAGUGUUUCCGGAAAGACUUUCUAUGUUAAAGAUUUGGUAGAAUAUAAAAUUGAUGAGACAAUACGUCAUGGGAUAAUAGAUGGAUUCUAUAUGAAG